Messenger RNA from Neoarius graeffei (lesser salmon catfish), 1357 nucleotides. RefSeq names its product solute carrier family 41 member 2a (gene slc41a2a). Gene Ontology annotation, biological process: monoatomic cation transport. The record is from RefSeq and is a predicted model, not a curated record. NCBI's taxonomy places the organism in Eukaryota, Metazoa, Chordata, Actinopteri, Siluriformes, Ariidae. The coding region runs from base 1 to 1320 and encodes 439 amino acids. The transcript has 11 exons. Gene Ontology annotation, molecular function: monoatomic cation transmembrane transporter activity. Gene Ontology annotation, cellular component: plasma membrane.
AUGGAGUAUGAGCUGCCAUGCAGCGCAGGCGGAGGAAGAGUCCAUGAUGAGGAAAGAACGUCCACUGGUGCUCUGGCCAUGCAGAGUGAAUCAGUGUGUACCAUGCUGCUUCAGAUCCUGCCACCAUUCCUCCUGGCAGGCUUUGGUACAGUGAUGGCUGGUGUGGUUCUGGACAUUGUUCAGCAUUGGGACGUGUUUCAAAAAGUAACAGAGAUCUUCAUCCUGGUGCCAGCAUUACUUGGCAUGAAGGGCAACCUGGAGAUGACACUGGCAUCAAGACUCUCUACAGUGGUAAAUGUUGAGAAAAUUGUCUCUUCAAGAGAGAAGUGGAAGCUAAUCAUUGGAAAUCUUGCCCUCAAGCAGGUUCAGGCUACAGUGCUGGGUUUCUUUGCUGCUUUAUUAGCCUCUGUUCUUGGAUGGGUUCUGGAUGAGAAAUUGACCAUAAACAAUACAGCACUAUUAUGCUGCAGUAGUUUAGUGACAGCAUUAAUUGCAUCGUUAUUCCAAGGUAUCAUUAUGGUGGGUGUGAUUAUUGGCUCAAAGAAGAUUGGGAUUAAUCCAGACAACGUAGCUGCACCAAUUGCUGCUAGUUUUGGUGACCUCAUCACUUUGGGGUUGCUUGCCAUCAUCAGUCAAAGGCUUUUUUCUUGCAUUGACCUCUACCCUUAUGUUAUCUAUAUAGUGUGUGUCAUUUUUCUCUGCCUGACACCAGUCUGGGUGGUAAUUACUUUUUGUCAUCCUGAGAGCCACAAGCUGCUGUAUAAUGGUUGGGAACCUAUAAUCACAGCCAUGGUUAUCAGCAGCAUUGGAGGGGUCAUUCUGGACAAAACUGUUACUGACUUAAACUUAUCAAGAAUUGUGGUUUACACCCCUGUGAUAAAUGGUGUUGGUGGUAACCUGGCUGCCAUCCAGUCUAGCCGUAUAGCCACACAUCUUCAUUUUUACUGCUCCCUGGGAAGCUUGCCUGAGUAUGCAAUGCACCAUCGCUGUCCAUUACGCACCUUUUGCGGCAAAGGAUAUAACACAAGAACAGCUCAGGUGCUGCUGCUUCUAGCUGUUCCAGGCCAUGCAGUCUUUCUCUUUAUUAUUUAUCUGAUGCAAGGUGCCAACACCAGCCCAACACCAAUCUUCAUUACCCUAUAUUUAGUUGCAGCUCUAACACAGGUAUUUCUACUGUUGUGCAUAGCUGACUGGAUGGUUCAUUGCUUAUGGAAAUGCAGCCGAGACCCAGAUAGCUUUUCUAUCCCCUAUCUGACAGCCUUGGGGGAUCUACUGGGUACUGGACUGUUAGUUCUUUGUGUUUUUGCUGUGGGUGCUUAAUGACAAGGACACACUUGGGUGACUGAAAUGGAUAAGC